This is a messenger RNA of Suricata suricatta (meerkat), 1095 nucleotides long. It is a transcript of the gene LEFTY1, whose product is annotated as left-right determination factor 1. The transcript is spliced from 4 exons. Bases 1 to 1095 code for a protein of 364 amino acids. Gene Ontology annotation, molecular function: transforming growth factor beta receptor binding; cytokine activity; growth factor activity. The record is from RefSeq and is a predicted model, not a curated record. Lineage: Eukaryota; Metazoa; Chordata; Mammalia; Carnivora; Herpestidae. Gene Ontology annotation, cellular component: extracellular region. Gene Ontology annotation, biological process: SMAD protein signal transduction; BMP signaling pathway.
AUGAGGCCCCUGUGGCUGUGCUGGGCGCUCUGGGCGUUGCCCCUGCCAGGACCUGGGGCCACCCUGACCGGGGAGCAGGUGCUGGCCAGCCUGCUGCAGCAGCUGGGCCUCAGAGAGGCACCCAUCCUGGACCAGCGAGACGCAGAGGAGGUGGCCACCUCGGCCCACGUGAGGGCCCAGUACGUGGCCCUCCUGCAGCGUAGCCACGGUGCCCGCUCCCGAGGGAAGCGGUUCAGCCAGAGAGUCCGAGAGGUGGCAGGCAGGCUGCUGGCGUCAGAGGCCUCCGUGCACGUGCUGGUGUUCGGCAUGGAGGGGCGGCUGCCGCCCAACAGUGAGCUGGUGCAGGCGGUGCUGCGGCUCUUCCAGCAGCCGGUCCCCAAGGCCGCGCUCCGCAGGCUGUCCCCAUACAGCGCCCGUGCCCGUGUCACCGUCCAGUGGCUGCGUGUCCGGGAAGACAGCUCCAACAGCACCUACCUGGUGGACUCCAGGCUGGUGUCCCUCCAUGAGAGUGGCUGGAAGGCCUUCGACGUGACCGAGGCCGUGAACUUCUGGCGGCAGCUGAGCCGGCCUGGGCAGCCGCUGCUACUACAGGUGUCUGUGCAGAGGGAGCACCUGGGCCCUCGGGCCUCAGAUGCCCACAAGCUGGUGCACUUCGCCUCCCAAGGCCGGGGGGUCACCGGGCAGGCGGAGCCCCAGCUGGAGCUGCACAGUCUGGACCUCGGGGCCUAUGGAUCACAAGGCGAUUGUGACCCUGGGGUGCCGGUGGUGGAGGGCGCCCGCUGCUGCCGCCAGGAGAUGUACAUUGACCUGAGGGGGAUGACAUGGGCUCAGCACUGGGUCCUGGAGCCCCCUGGCUUCCUGGCCUACGAGUGUGUGGGCGCGUGCCGCCAGCCCCCGGGGCCCCUGCCCUUCGUGGGACCACUCCUGGGGCCACGACAGUGCGUCGCCUCGGAGAUGACCUCCUUGCCCGUGAUCGUCAGCGUCAAGGAGGGGGGUAGGCCCAGGCCCCAGGUGGUCAGCCUGCCCAACAUGAGGGUGGAGAAAUGCAGCUGCUCGUGGGACGGGGCGCCCGUGCCCCGGAAGCUGGGGCCUUAG